AUGAACGUCGUUAGGCGAACCACGAGAAGAGCGCCGACGACAGCCACCAACUACCGCACGAGCGACAUAAAGCAUAAACACAAUUUUGGUAAUGCGGGUGACGUCUGGACAUGCGUGUUGACAAUGACAUCAACCUGCGCUGAAAUUGGUCACUCGAAAUAUUUCCAUGGUGAUGACCGGGUGUCACGUGAUGAAAGUGCUAUCACGUGGUUGCCUGUACUUCCAACUUAUAUUCUGAAAUAUUUCUGCAAGAGUAAUAAUGAAGAACCGAACCACACAAAUACCAACCACAUUCCUCUGGUUGAUGUUCCCGACGAUUCAUUGGAAUGGGAUCACAUCCUCACAUCCACAUUCUUCACGUCAUGUCACCAGUAA
This is a messenger RNA of Helobdella robusta, 375 nucleotides long. RefSeq lists its product as hypothetical. The coding region runs from base 1 to 375 and encodes 124 amino acids. Lineage: Eukaryota; Metazoa; Annelida; Clitellata; Rhynchobdellida; Glossiphoniidae. The transcript is spliced from 4 exons. The record is from RefSeq and is a predicted model, not a curated record.